UUUGUUUUGAUGUUAAUGCCCCCAACAAAAAUAUCUUCUGACGCUUUGCCGGCUAGUGACCCUGACUGCUCACGUGACAGCGUCGUUAUUUCCGCGUCCCAAGUCCGAAGGCGGCUAUGGCUGGUUCAGGUGCCACGGUGGAUAAGAUUGCUGUCUGUGACGGGUGAUGUGCUGUUUGCCACCGAAGUUACGGCACCAUUUGACAUUGCAAUAGUGUGGCUGCAAAAACCUCUUCCUGAUAUUAUUGUUCCAAAUUUAGCCUCUUCUUUCAAGCCAGGUAAAAGUGUGUGCGUCAUUGGCUAUGGUGCGUUUGGCCAUAGUUGUGGACAUUCUGUUACAUCGGGGAUUCUGUCUAAAGUCGUCACCUGCCAAUCGGAAGCAGUGAUGCUGCAGACUACCUGUGCAGUGCAGGCAGGUGCCAGUGGAGGUGCUUUGGUGCAAGCAGAUACAGGAGAACUUCUAGGUCUUGUAUGCAGUAAUACACGGGACUUUGCCGCUGAUGUGACCUAUCCACACCUCAACUUCAGCAUCCCUAUGAGUGUGUUGGCGCCUCUUCUGCAGGCGUUUUGUGUGACACAUGAUCCCAAAGUAUUCCAGAAACUGGAUGAUGCAGGACCUGAAGUUGCUAGGGUGUGGCGACUGCAAAUCAGGCCCCAACGGCACCAAAACAGCAAACUCUGACCGGCUCUCCAAUCAAAGAAUGAAUGAAUAAACGAACAUUGGUCUGUAUUGUUGGCCAGGUGAUUUUAAACUUCAAGGAAAAUGUAAUUUAUACUUCGAUAUCUAACAAAGCUAAAUCAAGCCAUAGUUUGUUAUAGUGUUUUUGUAUUUUAAUGCUUCCAUGGUAUUUGCCCAGCUUGACUUGUAAUUAAGUGGCAAUGUACAGUAUGUAUGAAAAUAUGUAUAAAUUGUUAAACAUUUUAUACAUAAUUUAUUGUCAUCUGUUUGCUGUUUUUAGCUGCAUACUUAUGAAUAAUCUGGUACUGGCGUAGUACAGUAGAAUCUUAAUUGCAUCAAAGAAAUUUUCUAAUUGAAAGUCUGGUGAUUAUCACCUUAAGUCAGUUUAAUGCUCUAUAUUUUGCUAAAUAACAUUAAGUGUAUAGGCUUAAAUUAGAUUUUACAGAGAUACAUCACACAAUGCAACCAUUUAACCAAAAGCUGGAUAACUAAUGUUCUUCUCGAUUUGUUUUCCUUCUUGAUUUGUAAUUUACGUGGCCUCUGUGUGAUGGUAACGUCACCGGUUUGAAUCCUCAGCAGGGCAGAAUAGUCACAUUGCCAAGUGGCUCUUAAGCAAGGACCUUAACCCCCUGACAAAUACCCCUGGAGUGCUGGGUAAACGGCUGACCCUCCACUUUCAAUUGUGUAUCCAUCCAUCCUCCAAACUGCUUAUCCUUCUGGGUCAUGGGAGGUCUGGAGCCCCUGUAGGAAACCCCACAACGAAA
Messenger RNA from Brienomyrus brachyistius, 1442 nucleotides. It is a transcript of the gene tysnd1, whose product is annotated as trypsin like peroxisomal matrix peptidase 1. Gene Ontology annotation, cellular component: peroxisome. Gene Ontology annotation, biological process: protein processing; regulation of fatty acid beta-oxidation. Lineage: Eukaryota; Metazoa; Chordata; Actinopteri; Osteoglossiformes; Mormyridae. The record is from RefSeq and is a predicted model, not a curated record. Bases 10 to 681 code for a protein of 223 amino acids. Gene Ontology annotation, molecular function: serine-type endopeptidase activity. The transcript has 4 exons.